AUGUCUUCCAAACGAAAACUCGGCGCUUUGGGGCUCGAACGCCGUGUCAAAGCUCGGCGCGAAGAGGACUGGGAGCCUGGAUUGAGUGCCAGCGACGACUCCUCAGGCGAAGAGGUGUCAGAAUCAGAAGUCGACAGCGGCGACGAGGACGAAGACUCUGCUUCAGGGUCUGGCUCAGAAUCUGAAGAAGCCGAAGAAGAUGAACCCAAGACAGACUUCUCAUCCAUUUCCUUUGGCGCCUUAGCCCGCGCAGCAGCCAGUCUACCACCGCCCGACAAGAAACGAAAAAAGGCCGCCGAUGGGAGCAAGGACAAGGACGAAGCACAACCAGGAGCCCCAUCAUCAAGGGAGGCGCUGAGGCAAGAACGAGAGCAGAGGAAGAAGAGCCGGAUCGACACAUCAUCAAAGCGAAGCUCCAAGCACGCGCCGCAGGAGAUGACAUCCAAGAAGCCCGUCAGCAGACGCCGCGAGAUCCUGCCCGACCCGCGCCGCAAGGCCCGCGACCCGCGCUUCGACGUCCUGACGGGCCCGCUGGACGAGGCCAAAUUCGCCAAGAACUACGCCUUCCUGGACGAGUAUCGCGAAAAGGAGAUGGCGGACCUGCGGGCGCAGAUCAAGAAGACCAAGGACGAGUAUGCCAAGGAGGAGCUCAAGCGGCAGCUGCUGUCAAUGGAAUCCAAGAAAAAGGCCCGCCAGAAGAAGGAGGAGGAAGCCAGGCUGCUGCAGGAGCAUCGCAAGAAGGAGAAGGAGUUGGUGGCGCAGGGCAAGCAGCCUUUCUACCUGCGCAAGAGCGAGCAGAAGAAGCAGCUGCUGCUCAACAGGUAUGCCAACAUGAGCAAGGGGCAGGUCGACAGGGCCAUUGAGCGGAAGCGCAAGAAGGUGGCGUCCAAGGAGAAGAAGGAGUUGGCUCACCUGGAGAGGGUGUCGAGGCGUCAUUAG
Messenger RNA from Trichoderma reesei QM6a, 939 nucleotides. RefSeq lists its product as uncharacterized. The record is from RefSeq and is a predicted model, not a curated record. The transcript is spliced from 2 exons. Bases 1 to 939 code for a protein of 312 amino acids. NCBI's taxonomy places the organism in Eukaryota, Fungi, Ascomycota, Sordariomycetes, Hypocreales, Hypocreaceae. Gene Ontology annotation, cellular component: nucleolus; 90S preribosome. Gene Ontology annotation, biological process: maturation of SSU-rRNA from tricistronic rRNA transcript (SSU-rRNA, 5.8S rRNA, LSU-rRNA).